AUGCCUGCAGGUGUGAAGGAGGACUCGUUCAACGUGCUGGACCUGGCAGAGUACACCAAGAACCGUCCCUGGUGGCGCAAGGUCUUCUCCUCCAGCUCAGGGUCGAGUGCUGAGAAAUACAAUGUGGCCACGCAGCUGGUGAUUGGAGGGGUCACGGGAUGGUGUACUGGAUUCAUCUUCCAGAAAGUUGGAAAGCUGGCAGCGACAGCAGUGGGAGGUGGCUUUUUCCUACUUCAGAUUGCAAACCACACAGGAUACAUCAAAGUGGACUGGAAGCUAGUAGAACGGGACAUGAACAAAGCCAAGCAGCAGCUGAAACUUCACAGCAGUGGUAACAAAAUGUCUCCAGAAGUGAAAAGCAGAGUGGAUGAGGUGAUCAUAUUUCUGAAGAAGAAUGUUAUCCUGACUGGAGGGUUUGCUGGAGGAUUCCUGCUUGGAAUGGCAUCCUAGAAACUGCGCUUGACUCUCCCUUCAUGCCCAGCCUCCCUUGCCCUCCUCUGCUGCUGUUCUCUCUCACUUAGAGGGCAAAGGAUGUUGCCGGCAGGCUCAGUUCCUUCUGCUCACAGGUUCCAGCCCUUAUUUCUCACAACGCUGCUUCUGAUUUCCAACUUUUCCUCCUUCUGGGCUGUUAGGGUGCUGGGAUCAGUCUGAAAGCUUAUGACUCCUGGUGUAUCAUUGUGAUUCCUUUUCCCACCAAAUAAACCCAAGUCCCAAAUUUUCUGAUGAGUUGCAGCCUCAUAAACAUGUAGUGGCAGAGAAAUCUCUUAAAUGCGCUUCUCAGGUGCUCAGGGCUGUUACAUGUACAUUUGUCUGCCACUAUAUGUGU
Molecule: messenger RNA, 826 nt
Organism: Balearica regulorum gibbericeps (East African grey crowned-crane)
Lineage: Eukaryota; Metazoa; Chordata; Aves; Gruiformes; Gruidae
Source: RefSeq, a predicted model, not a curated record